AUGCCUAGAAAAACAUGCAUGGAACAGAAUCGUCCGAAAAGUAACGCUAGUGAGCGUAGCGCUUCCUCGCUGCCUAGCUGCGAUGUUCCUUAUCUUAAUGACAUAAGUGGCUAUCGAGACCAAGAGAAAACAAUGUCUUGUGCAUCGACCGAUGUUAUGAGACUCUCGAAACAAUGGCUCCUUCUAAUGAUGGUACCUACUCUAGCUGGUUGUCCAACUAUAUUCGAAAGCAAAGCUAACGUCUGGUGUUGUUCAAACACAGUCAUAAAACAAAUUGUUCAAACAGCGAUAUCAAAUCCUUCCAUCAACCAGAAUGUUGACAAGAUCCAGACGUAUCUAGAGAGCUCUCUUCUACCAUAUUUCAAUGCAAAUUCUGGGAAAUGGCUUAUCAGUGUGAGCAAAUUCCAUCGUGUUAGCGCAUACGCUGACGUUGCUGCUAAGAAUCUGCAAACAUUCUGUGCUUUGAACGAAAAUGCUUUGAAGAUUCAUGUUGUCAUUCACCCGCUUACGCAACAGCACCAAGUUCCACCAACAAAACUGUACUUCCUAGCAAAACAAGCAUUUUUAAACAUGGUGUUAGCUGAUCUUGGUCGAAAAAUCCGAAAUGCCAUCGGCAAGCUCGGUCAAGCAACCAUCAUCAACGAGGAAGAGCUCGAUGCCAUGCUCAAAGAGGUUUGCAUGGCUCUUAUUGAGUCCGAUGUUCAUAUCCGAUUGGUAAAGCAGCUAAAAGACAAUGUAAAGAAAGCAAUCAAUUUCGAAGAAAUGGUCGGUGGAGUUAACAAGCGGCGACUGAUUCAGAAGACUGUAUUUAACGAAUUAUUGAAGCUGGUGGAUCCUGGCGUCACGCCAUAUCAACCUAAGAAAGGACAAGCGAACGUGAUUAUGUUUGUUGGUUUACAAGGUUCUGGUAAAACUACGACUUGUACAAAGAUGGCUUACUUCUACCAACGUAAAGGAUGGAAAACUUGUUUAAUUUGCGCUGAUACUUUUCGUGCUGGAGCUUUCGAUCAGCUCAAACAGAACGCUACUAAGGCUAGGAUUCCAUUUUAUGGUUCGUACUCCGAAAUGGACCCAGUGGUAAUUGCCGCGGAAGGUGUGGAAAAGUUUAAGAAAGAAAACUUCGAAAUAAUCAUUGUUGAUACGUCUGGUAGACACAAACAGGAAGCAUCAUUGUUCGAGGAAAUGCUGCAAGUAUCGAAUGCAGUGAAUCCUGACAAUGUCGUUUUCGUUAUGGAUGCCUCUAUUGGUCAGGCUUGCGAAGCGCAAGCACGUGCCUUCUCCGAUACUGUCGAUGUCGCUUCAGUAAUCAUCACUAAGCUUGAUUCUCAUGCGAAAGGUGGUGGAGCGCUCUCUGCUGUGGCUGUAACCAAGUCCCCGGUUAUAUUUAUUGGUACUGGAGAGCACAUCGAUGACUUCGAAUUGUUCAAACCGAAAGCUUUUGUACAGAAGCUUCUUGGUAUGGGGGACAUCGCCGGUUUGGUGGAUAUGGUCAACGAUAUUGGCAUUAAGGAUAAUGAGGAACUUGUCAGCAGAUUGAAACACGGUCUCUUUACUCUUCGCGACAUGUAUGAGCAGUUUCAAAACAUAAUGAAAAUGGGCCCAUUUAGUCAAAUAAUGAGUAUGAUUCCUGGAUUUGGACCUGAAUUCAUGACGAAGGGGAACGAAAAGGAGUCAGUCGGUCGACUGAAGAAGCUUAUGACUAUUAUGGAUUCGAUGAGCGACACCGAGCUUGAUCAUCCUAAGGCUUCUGAGUUAUUCACAAAGGAACCUGGUCGUGUUAUUAGGGUAGCCCGAGGGUCAGGUACAACACAGGCUGAGGUUCGUGAUUUAUUGAGUCAGUAUAAAAAGUUCGCAGAUAUGGUAAAGAAAAUGGGGUCGAUCAAAGGCCUGUUUUCGGGUAAAAACGGGGACAUCAAUCCGAAGAAUGUUAACCCAGCGCAAAUGAUGAAGUUGAACCAGCAAAUGGCAAAGAUGAUGGAUCCACGUGUACUCCAGCAAAUGGGUGGUAUGGGUGGACUGCAAAAUAUGAUGGCUCAGCUGCAAAAAGCAGGCGGUGGUAAAGGCGGUGGAUUGUUCUAG
This is a messenger RNA of Necator americanus (New World hookworm), 2079 nucleotides long. RefSeq lists its product as uncharacterized. The record is from RefSeq and is a predicted model, not a curated record. The transcript is spliced from 19 exons. Gene Ontology annotation, molecular function: endoplasmic reticulum signal sequence receptor activity; GTP binding; 7S RNA binding. Bases 1 to 2079 code for a protein of 692 amino acids. Gene Ontology annotation, cellular component: cytosol; signal recognition particle, endoplasmic reticulum targeting. Gene Ontology annotation, biological process: SRP-dependent cotranslational protein targeting to membrane; SRP-dependent cotranslational protein targeting to membrane, translocation. Lineage: Eukaryota; Metazoa; Nematoda; Chromadorea; Rhabditida; Ancylostomatidae.